Molecule: messenger RNA, 1708 nt
Organism: Melanotaenia boesemani (Boeseman's rainbowfish)
Lineage: Eukaryota; Metazoa; Chordata; Actinopteri; Atheriniformes; Melanotaeniidae
Gene: snx20
Product: sorting nexin 20
Exons: 3
Coding region: 206-1066 (286 amino acids)
Biological process (GO): protein transport
Cellular component (GO): early endosome membrane
Molecular function (GO): phosphatidylinositol phosphate binding; protein binding
Source: RefSeq, a predicted model, not a curated record
CUUCCCACUCCGGAUGCAGAGGAACUUCCUCCUGCCUGCACUUUUAUGUCAGGACCUUGUUGUCGGACUAUAUAAGACCUCCUCUGAGUUUGAGGGUCUCACCGAGACCAGAACCAACUAAACCUGGACUCUGACGAUGAAGCAGAACUCCUGAGCUCCGGAUCUGCUGUGAUUCUCCUGGUUGUGGAUCAGCUGUGAGGAUCUGAUGGCAGAGCUAAAGAUGGACCGUGAAGACCCGAGUCAGACCCCAGAUGAUCUCCCCAGCUGUUCCAGUUUAACCACUAAGGAGCUGCAGCAGAACUGGAGGCAGGAGAAGCAGAGAGAGCGACCAGUCCGGCUGCUAUUUGAGAUCCCAUCUACUCGGAUUGUGGAACAACAUCUGAGCAAAUAUGUGCUGUAUGUCGUCGUGGUGAUGCGCUCUGGCAGCUUUGAUUCCCGCCGUGUUUCUGUGGAGCGUCGCUACAGCGACUUCUGCCACUUCCACCAGAAACUUCUGGCGGAGUUCGGGGAGGAGCUGGAGGAGGUUCUUCUGCCCCGAAAACUUCUGACAGGGAACUUCAACCCUGAGAACAUCUCUGAGCGUCGGCUGGCUCUGCAGGACUACCUGGCGAAGCUGUACACCAUUCGCUGCAUCAGACACUCCGCUCACUUCUCAGAGUUCUUCACCGACCAGGAGCUGAGGCAGGCCCAUGUACUGCUCAGAGCGGGUCAGUUUCCAGCAGCUCAGCAGCUGCUGCAGACAGUUCUGGAGAUCCAGGAGAAGCUGUUACCGUGGCAGAAGCCCACACUGAUUGUACCAACCCUGUGUGCCCUCAGCGUGUGUUACCGGGACCUGGAUGAACCGGAGCAGGCGUUUGCCACCGCUCAGAGAGCCCUGCCUCCGGUGAGGCGCUACAAGCUCCAGGUCUACAGAGCGGCUCUGCUGGAGCUGCUGGUGGACCUGGGGUACCAGCUGGGCAGACCGGUGGCCCAGCUCCAGGAUGAGCUGACCACCCUCAGAGAUGCUGAGAGGGGAGAGGUCUCCCUUCGCUCUCUGAAGGAGGUGGUGAUCCACGAGUUCAUCUGAGCUUCACACAGAGACUAAAGCAGACGGACAGACUGGAGACAGCAUCUGAAAGUCAGACUGAUGGUUGGAACGAGGUGCUGCAGAUGUUACCAGGAGAUGAUGAAGACAUCUGUCUCCGCAGGUUAACAGUCUGCUGUGGGGAAUGGAGAAGAAGGUUCUGGUAAGGAUGAACGAGGUUGGAGAGGAGCUGAGGAGGAAAGACAUGGAGGAACCAGGAGGAGGAUGGUUCUAGAUGUGAAACUGAGCUGGGAGCCUGUUCAGGACUUUGUUGGGUAACCCAAACCGGAAUCCAUUGUGGACUGGAUCACAGCCUGAUGGAUCAGCAGAGCUGUGAGUCCAGUUCUGCAAGAGAUCCACCAACAUGUUUCUGUAGCGGUAAACCGGAUCAGAUGGACUCAGACUCAAUAAACAGCUGAUUCACUAACAGUUUCUGAACAAACCUAAUGAGUGAGAACCAGAAUCAGGUGGGUAGUUAAUCCAAUCACACGGGUUAGUUAGUGAAAACCAGGCUGAGCAGAGUGAACGUGCUCCAUCUCCUCUGCAGAGGAACCAGUUUCACCACACGUUGCUCAAUAGAACCUGAAGAAGAAAGACUUCUGUCUCCUUCUGCUUUUCUGCUGCAGGGAGUUUACUGAAAGUGAU